Messenger RNA from Penicillium cosmopolitanum, 1170 nucleotides. Its product is annotated as acetamidase/formamidase family protein. The record is from RefSeq and is a predicted model, not a curated record. The transcript has 6 exons. Gene Ontology annotation, molecular function: hydrolase activity, acting on carbon-nitrogen (but not peptide) bonds, in linear amides. The coding region runs from base 1 to 1170 and encodes 389 amino acids. NCBI's taxonomy places the organism in Eukaryota, Fungi, Ascomycota, Eurotiomycetes, Eurotiales, Aspergillaceae.
AUGGGUAUCAAGGGCAUUCGGACUGCUUUGAAGGUUGAUCUUGAAAAGCCGGCAAGGGAUCAGCCGGGUCUACAUAACCGUUGGCACCCGGAUGUUCCUUCUUGUGGAAGGAUUGCAAACAACGAGGUUGUAAAGAUUGAGUGUCUCGAUUGGACGGGUGGACAAAUCGGAAAUAAUGAUUCGGCCGAGGACGUGAAGAAUGUAGAUCUUACACAGAUUCACUACCUCUCCGGCCCCUUCGACAUUGAAACCGCCGAGCCUGGUGAUGUGCUGCUGGUCGAAAUCCAGGACGUGCAACCAUUCCAGGACCAGCCAUGGGGAUUUACGGGAGUGUUUCAUCAUAAGAAUGGAGGAGGCUUCCUGGAUCAGCUAUACCCCAAAGCCGCAAAGGCAAUCUGGGAUUUUGAGGGUAUUUUCUGCUCCUCCCGACACAUUCCACAUUGGAACCGUCGAGAAGGCGAGUUGAUCGCAACGAAUACGAUCGAAGAUCGAAUUGUUGCGCAGCCUGCCAACCCAAUGAACGCUCAUGCGGGUAGCGCUGGGGAUGAAAUUAAGGCGAAGGUCGCCAGAGAAGGAGCUCGAACCAUUCCAGGACGUCCCGAGCACGGCGGCAACUGCGAUAUCAAGAACCUUUCCCGUGGCUCGAAAGUGUACCUACCUGUCCACGUCCCCGGCGCAAAGUUUUCCGUCGGAGAUUUGCACUUCUCGCAAGGAGAUGGCGAAAUAUCCUUCUGUGGUGCCAUCGAAAUGGCCGGCGAGAUCACACUCAAGUUCACCGUGAUCAAGAACGGCAUGGCGAAACUAGACAUGAAGUCGCCAAUCUUCAAUGCUGGACCCGUCGAGCCGCAGUUUGGUCCUGGGCGCUAUCUCACCUUCGAAGGAUUCUCGGUUGACGAAAAUGGAAAGCAGCACUAUCUCGAUGCUACAGUCGCUUACAGACAGACUUGUCUACGGGUGAUUGAAUAUCUUCGCCGCUACGGAUAUAGCGAUUACCAGAUCUAUUUGCUUUUGAGCUGUGCACCGGUCCAGGGACAUAUCGCUGGAAUCGUGGAUAUACCAAACGCUUGUACUACUCUUGCGGUGCCAAUGGAUAUUUUUGACUUUGAUAUUCGGCCCGAAGCCGAGGUCGUGAAAAGAGAGAUGGGCGCAUGUGCCAUCACGGCUGAUUAG